This is a messenger RNA of Mauremys reevesii (Reeves's turtle), 1702 nucleotides long. It is a transcript of the gene CCN1, whose product is annotated as cellular communication network factor 1. The record is from RefSeq and is a predicted model, not a curated record. Gene Ontology annotation, biological process: signal transduction. The transcript is spliced from 5 exons. NCBI's taxonomy places the organism in Eukaryota, Metazoa, Chordata, Testudines, Geoemydidae. Gene Ontology annotation, cellular component: extracellular region. Gene Ontology annotation, molecular function: protein binding. The coding region runs from base 245 to 1372 and encodes 375 amino acids.
GGAUCCCGGAGAAGCGGAGGAUCCAGGCAGCAGCCCUGAUAUCCCUCUUGCUCUUCUCAGAAAAGAAGAAAACGUAGCAGCACACGCUUUCACAGCCCUUUAGGAUUUAGACUGCUCUCUCUACAGGCACAAGAAGAGAUCCACUCAGCCUGUAAAGCCGCAGGGAAAGUUUUAGACUCUCUCUCUCUACUCUAGUUUGUUAUUUUAUUUUAGCUAUAGUAGGAAAACAGUUCCUGCGCUAACGAUGAGCUACCAAACCACCAGUUAUUUCUUUCUGGCUGUUGCCUUCCUCCACUUGAUCAGGCUGGCGCUUUCCGCCUGCCCGGCCGCCUGCCAGUGCCCUCUGGAGGUGCCCAAAUGUGCCCCGGGAGUCGGUCUGGUUCUGGACGGCUGCGGUUGCUGUAAAGUCUGCGCUAAACAACUCAACGAGGACUGCAGUAAGACCCAGCCUUGUGAUCACACCAAGGGGCUGGAAUGCAAUUUCGGCGCCAGUACCACGGCCCAGAAGGGGAUCUGCAGAGCGCAAUCUGAGGGGAGACCCUGUGAAUAUAACUCAAAAAUCUACCAGAAUGGUGAAAGUUUCCAGCCCAAUUGUAAACACCAGUGCACAUGCAUAGAUGGAGCUGUGGGCUGCAUCCCACUCUGCCCGCAAGAACUCUCUCUUCCUAACCUGGGCUGUGCCAACCCAAGGCUGGUUAAAGUCCCUGGCCAGUGCUGUGAAGAAUGGGUCUGUGAUGAGACCAAAGAUGCUCCUGAGGAGUUGGAAGGUUUCUUCAACGAAGAAUUUGGUCUGGAUGCUUCUGAAGGUGAAUUAACCAGGAACAACGAACUGAUUGCCAUUGUGAAAGGAGGACUGAAAAUGCUACCUGUCUUUGGAUCCGAGCCAUACAGCCGAUCUUUUGAGAGUCUCAAAUGCAUUGUGCAGACAACUUCGUGGUCCCAGUGUUCAAAGACUUGUGGAACUGGCAUCUCUACCAGAGUCACCAACGAUAAUCCCGACUGUAGACUAAUCAAAGAGACCAGGAUAUGUGAAGUGCGGCCAUGUGACCAGACCAGUUAUGAUUCCCUAAAGAAGGGAAAGAAAUGCACCAAGACCAAGAAGUCACAAGCCCCAAUGAAGUUUACUUAUGCUGGCUGUUCCAGUGUGAAGAAAUAUCGCCCCAAAUACUGUGGCUCCUGUGUGGAUGGAAGAUGCUGUACCCCCCACCAGACCAGGACCGUCAAGAUCAGGUUCCGCUGUGAUGAUGGAGAAACUUUCACUAAGAACGUAAUGAUGAUCCAGUCUUGCAAAUGCAACUACAACUGUCCACAUGCAAAUGAAGCUUACCCCUAUUACAGACUGUUCAAUGACAUUCACAAAUUUAGGGACUAAAUUGUGGUGGGGGUGGGGAGUUAUCAGAAUUUUGAAGUAACAAGCAACGGAGAAAAGAACUCUGUGGAAAUGGUGCCUUGCCCAUUUGAGGGCAACAUUGAGAUAUUACAAGAGCACCCUGUGCAACUGGACACUAAUGCAACAGAGAUUUAAGCAUACUUAAAGCUUCAUAGUACUGGAGCAACUUUAUUGCUUCUUUUUGGAGCACCUUACCUUAAUCAUGUGCUGUUUUCUGUUUGUAACUUAUCAGAUAAAUGUUUGUUCUGGUUGUGAAAACUUUAAACUUUUCUAAACCCUUCAGUUUUAACACUAUGCCUUUUUUAUUUUUUU